Messenger RNA from Ostrinia furnacalis (Asian corn borer), 935 nucleotides. RefSeq lists its product as uncharacterized. The transcript has a single exon. Gene Ontology annotation, cellular component: MICOS complex. Lineage: Eukaryota; Metazoa; Arthropoda; Insecta; Lepidoptera; Crambidae. Gene Ontology annotation, biological process: cristae formation. The record is from RefSeq and is a predicted model, not a curated record. The coding region runs from base 69 to 869 and encodes 266 amino acids.
GCAGUGAUGUCGCCUUCUAAAUUUCUGUGUCCAUUAUUUAUCAAUACAGUAAAAGAGAAAACAUAAACAUGGAACCUUUGGAAGACGAGAAUUGCCAGGAUGUCUUCGAAAAUAACGAUCAAAUCUUCGAAAGCGAUGAAGAAAUGAAAGCAUCUUUAAAGAACUUAUGCUACGGAGACCUGUGCAUGAUCGGCAAAAUAUGGAUCCAAGCGCUAAAAGUUGUUUUAGUUGGAGCCAAAUUCAGCUUGAUACCUGUAGUCCACGCUGCGAAACCCCCCGAACCGCCGAAAAAGCCCCCUAAAAUGAAGUACAAAGAUCUACCCAUAUACUCAAGCCCGCAUUACGAUUAUAAGGACUACGUGGAAAGCAAGGAUAAAUGCCCUGAUAGGAACGUGAAAUUAGUACACAGAGCUUUAUUACCUCAUGUGAAGAGUUUGAGGCAGAAGUCUAUUGAAGCUUACUGCAGUGCUUGCUGUUCUCUUCGCUGUACCUUUGGAGACAUGAGGAAUUCCAUUAACGACUCAAAAAGGGAAUUUAAGAAGACCAUGAGAGAUCCUUGCAACCUCCAAAUGAGGCGGGGAGUGGUGGCAGCUGGGACUCUAGCUGGAUAUCUCUUAGGAGGUGGUGGUGGUAUACCAAGACGAGCAUUCUUCACAAGUUUGGGGGCGCUUGCUACAGGAUCUCUUUGCUUCCCGAAGGAGACCGAUGAGAUAUUCAGAAAUGUCGCAUACCACACCGCUAAAGUGGCAUUAACGCUCUAUAAUGCGACUUGUCGCAAAGACUUCGCGUUGAGGGAGAGACUGCCAUGUAAGGAUGAGCUGCCUCCAGAGCCUAAGCCGAGGAAGCCCGUGUGUCCUCCGAAGAAAUGAAGAGUUCAGGAACGAGUCAGUGAUUGGCCUUGUAAACAAUAGUAAGGAAUAAAACAGUAUAUUUUA